AGCUCCGCCACUUAAACUCUUGCUGUGGAGCUGGAUUGCAAGGCGGAAACAGGAUCUGGCGAGUGAAUGUUGAGCUGAGGUGUGUUUAUGUGGGUUUUAGGGCCGAUUUUGGAGAAGUGAAGUUUAGCCUGGCAGGACAGGGCGGCGGAGACAAAGAGCCUCAACUCCCGCCUUAGUUUGACAACAGUUAGACUUCUCCCGUGUCCAUCGUUGGGUCCUGCAAGCUCCACGCUACGGCUGAGGGAUUAUGAAAAGGUUCAGGCGACAUGGCCAGGAGUCCCAGAGGGAUCGCCUCAAACAGGAACUCUUCCACUUCACCAAGACUGUGGAGCAUGGAUUCCCCCACCAGCCCAGCGCUCUGGGCUACAGCGCUUCUCUCCAGCUCAUGGCCAUUGGAACCCGCUCUGGAGCCAUCAAGCUGUAUGGGGCUCCUGGCGUGGAGUUCAUGGGUCUCCAUGAUGAAAAUGCUGCUGUCACACAGGUGUUCUUCAUGCCUCAUCAGGUUGAGCUGGUGACUUUGCUGGAUGACAACAGUCUGCACAUGUGGACUCUACGAGGCCACAAGGGACCUUCGGAGCUUCUUGAGAUCGGACGUUUCAUGCUGACCGGACCACCUGGGGCCCCACCCAGUGUGACCAGAGUGACUGCAGUUCUGGCCCACUCCUCAGGGGAGCUGCUGCUGUUGGGAACAGAAGGUGGACAUGUGUUCAUUGUUGAAGUCCCAGGGUUCAGAGAGUUGGAAGAGAGGAACAUCAGCCUUGACCAAGUGACCAGCAGUGUUCCAGAUGACUACAUCGGUCGUAGGAAUCUGGAACAUGUUGAGGCCCUGCAGGAGAACCCGAUUAACUCAAAUCAGGUUGCUAUUGGCUAUGGACGGGGCCUCAUAGUCAUCUGGGAUUUGGAGCAGCGCCACGCCAUCCGCCACAUCCCGGCCACACAGCAAUUAGAGAGCAUGUGGUGGACCGAGGAUGGAAGCUCCCUUCUUAGCUCGCACAGUGAUGGAAGCUACUGCUGCUGGCCGUUGAGGGGUGAGGAUGAAAAUGAGGCAGAGGAGAAGUCCGACACUCCAUAUGGACAUUUCCCUUGCAAGGCCAUCACUAACAUAAUUCAGCUUCCAACAGCUGGAGGGCCUCCAUUCCUGCUGUUCAGUGGUGGCAUGCCCCGGGCCAGCUACGGGGAUAGACACUGCAUCACGGUGAUCCACAGUAAAACACAAGUGGCCUUCGACUUUACCUCCAGGAUCAUCGACUUCUUCGUCAUCAGGGACGGCCCCCAGCACACAGGAGAGCCAAGUGCCCUGGUGGUCCUGGUGGAGGAGGAGCUGGUUGUCAUUGACCUGCAGACAGAAGGCUGGCCAGUUAUUCAAACACCUUACCUGGUUUCGCUCCACAGUUCAGCCAUCACCUGCUCCCACCAUGUGUCUGCCAUUCCCCUUAAACUGUGGGAAAGGAUCAUUGCUGCUGGAGAGCUGCAGAAUACUCACUAUUCAAAAAAGCCUUGGCCAAUAACCGGAGGUCACAACCUGGCUCCCGAUCCUCCACAAAGGGACCUGUUGCUCACAGGACAUGAGGAUGGAACUGUACGUUUCUGGGAUGCAUCGGGAAUUUGCCUGUAUCCUCUCUACAAGCUGUCCACUGCUGCAGUUUUCCACGCAGAUGCUGAUCCCAACGACAACAUGAGCCAAAGCGCAGAAGGAGAGUGGCCACCUUUCAGAAAGGUUGGCUGCUUUGACCCCUACAGUGAUGACCCAAGGCUUGGAAUCCAGAAGAUCCAUCUGUGCAAAUACAGUGGCUACCUUACUGUUGCUGGCACUGCAGGACAGAUUCUGAUGCUGGAGCUGAACGAUGAGGCAGCAGAGCAGACAGUGGAGGCUAAAGUUGUGGAUUUGUUGCAGGGACAAGAGGGAUUCCGCUGGAAGGGCCACACUCAGCUGGAUGUUCGUGUAGAGUCGGUGCUUUUCCCUGCAGGAUUCCAGCCUUUCACUGUGGUCCAGUGCCAUCCUCCUGCCGUGGUCACCGCCCUCACUCUGCACUCGGAGUGGAAGCUGGUAGCGUUUGGGACCAGCCAUGGCUUUGGCGUGUAUGAUUACCUACAGAAGAACAAUGUUCUUGUCAAAUGCACAUUAAACCCCAGUGACCAGCUGGCAAUGGAGGGUCCUCUGUCAAGGGUGAAGAGCAUAAAGAAGUCCCUGCGACAGUCUUUCAGAAGAAUCCGACGCAGCAGAGUUUCUCUGAGAAAACAUCACAUCAGCAGUACUGCCAAGAUUCAGGAGGCAAAUGCUCGUUUGGAGGCUGAACUGGCUGAGAUGGAGCUGGCUCCUGUCCAGAGAAAGAUCGAAGCUCGCUCCUCAGACGACUCCUUCACUGGCCUUGUACGAACUCUAUACUUUGCUGACACCUUCCUUUCAGACAGUUCACACAAUACCCCCUCCCUGUGGGCGGGGACUAACGGUGGAUGUGUGUUUGCAUACAUUCUCUACCUCCCUCCUGUAGAACGCAGAGCAGAUGAACCAGUCACUGCACAGCCCGCCAAGGAAAUCCAGCUGAUGCACCGUGCCCCUGUGGUUGGGAUCGUGGUUCUGGAUGGUCAUGGGGCUCCUCUCCCUGAGCCGCUAGAGAUGGCUCAUGACCUGGCUCGCUCACCUGACAUGCAUGGCUCACACCAUGUGUUGGUCAUCUCUGAGGAGCAGUUUAAGGUUUUCACGCUGCCAAAGGUGAGCAGUAAGAUGAAGCUGAAGGUGACUGCGGUGGAUGGAUCCAGAGUGCGGAGGGUGGGGGUGGCCUGGUUUGGCAGCAGCAGAACAGAGGACUAUGGCGAGAGCGGAUUGGUCUUUCUGACCAAUCAGGGCGAUGUGCAUGUAUUGUCACUGCCGCAUGUUAAAAUGCAGGUUCGGUACCCUUGCAUCCGAAGGGAGGAUGUCAGUGGCAUCGCCUCCUGUGUUUUCACCAAACAAGGGCAGGGCUUCUACUUGAUCUCUCCAUCUGAGUUUGAACGCUUCUCUUUGUCUACUCGCUGUCUGGUGGAGCCUCGUUGUCUGGUUGAAGCUCCUCUUCAUCCAGGCUCCUCCAACCAGCAUCAAACUAAACCCAAAGGAGACUCAUCAGCCUACAGAAGUUCACUAGACACCAAGGAUGCAGAAAGUGCAGCUAGAUGUGUUAUGGAGCACGCUUUGCUGAAUGAUGAAAAAGUCCUACAGGAGAUCCAGAAGUCUCUAGAGGGCGACCAGAUGUCCUUCCCAGAGAAUAAUGUGAAGAGUGCUGUUGCCUGAGAUCUGGUUCUCAACUGCUCAGAGAAUGAACACAUUAAAAUGUAUGAAGUGUACUGCAGUCCUGCAGCUUCUCUAACCUCCCGCUUUGCAAACACAACCACUACUGACCCCUGCUCCCCCUAAAACCCGCAUCAAAAAGACCCCUAAAGGCUCCUACUGCAGCAGCUGGAGCUCCACAAGGAUGCAGAAGAGCUCAGCAGAUGGAUGGUAAACCAGAAGACUCUGCCUUACAGUCUCCUUGGCUGGUGACUCAUUAGCAGCUGAAAGCUACAUAUAUACAACCCACACUGAGUCAAUCAGUUCUAAUAGAUGUCUUAUAGAUACCUGGAUGUUGGUAAAGAGUUUGGGGAAAAAAACUACAUUUUGAGUUAUUUUAAAUAGUUGGGUUUUUUUGCCAGUAUUUGUCUGCAUGCACAUCAGUACAGAUAUAUUAUGAAUGGGUUAUAGAUAUAUAAAGUUUUUUCCCCAAAUUCUUUAUACUUUCACCCGUUUUUAACGUAACACUAAUUUUAUACGGAGACCUUUUCCAGUGUACAACUAAUGAAACUAAAGCAGUUUUUAAUUCACUGUUGUCAGUUUUACUCAGGUCAUAAUUUUAAUUAUGCUUUUUAAAAUUUUGAUCUAAGUGGCUUUUUUGUCUUAUGCUUUCCCCGUUAUUGGAAUAAACCCUUUUCUGUAAUCAUAAGAGAGAUGGGGAAUUAAAUGCUGUUUUUUUUUUUUUAAACUGUUACUUUUUUUAAAAGAAAAAUAUAUUGUUAAAUUAAUAUAGAUUCACACUACAUGCACAGUCCCAGCCCUACCUUUUUAACUGCAAGGUAACCUGACCCAGAGGUACUUGUGCACUACAGCUCAGCACACUGUUCUUUUUUCUGGGGGGAAGCUUUGUUUAGGGUUUAUUUUUAUGAAUUUUACUAUUGUUUCAUAAACUAGAAAUGAUUGAUGUGAUUUUUGGAAUGUAAUUGUAAGCAAUGAUAGCUAAUUGUUAUAUACUGUAUUAUGUAUAUGAUUGUUGUGCCUUCUUUAACUGGGAUUGGCUGCUAUUUAGAUCACACAAGGAAAUGUUUUGGUACUAUGUGUUUGAAUCCUUGGUAUUUUAGCAUCAGCUUGGAAUAUAUUUUUGUAGCAAACUGAUCAUAAAACCUAAUAAUUUUUCAGUUGUAUGAAAUUUUACACUGUAGUUUUCCUGUAAGCAAGUACAUGUUUUUCUUAAGAA
Girardinichthys multiradiatus is the source of this 4481-nucleotide messenger RNA. It is a transcript of the gene llgl2, whose product is annotated as LLGL scribble cell polarity complex component 2. The coding region runs from base 248 to 3268 and encodes 1006 amino acids. Lineage: Eukaryota; Metazoa; Chordata; Actinopteri; Cyprinodontiformes; Goodeidae. Gene Ontology annotation, cellular component: plasma membrane; cytoplasm; cortical actin cytoskeleton. The record is from RefSeq and is a predicted model, not a curated record. The transcript has 27 exons. Gene Ontology annotation, molecular function: GTPase activator activity; myosin II binding. Gene Ontology annotation, biological process: regulation of Notch signaling pathway; regulation of establishment or maintenance of cell polarity; cortical actin cytoskeleton organization.